Entamoeba dispar SAW760 is the source of this 1203-nucleotide messenger RNA. RefSeq names its product vacuolar protein sorting-associated protein, putative. Bases 1 to 1203 code for a protein of 400 amino acids. The transcript has a single exon. Gene Ontology annotation, cellular component: retromer complex; endosome. NCBI's taxonomy places the organism in Eukaryota, Evosea, Mastigamoebida, Endamoebidae. The record is from RefSeq and is a predicted model, not a curated record. Gene Ontology annotation, biological process: intracellular protein transport; retrograde transport, endosome to Golgi.
AUGGCUUUCUUAUUUGGUACACCAAUUCAAAUUGAUAUUCUAUUAGACAAUGACCAUGAAAAACAAAAAGUUACUAAAAUAGUUAAUAAACAAAAAACAGAAAUUCCAAUUUAUAUGAAAAAUGAAGAUAUUAAAGGAAAAGUUGUUAUUACAUUAAAAGAUAAAAAGUAUGAACAUCAAGGAAUUAAAAUUGAUUUUAUUGGAUCAAUAGAAUAUUCAUAUGACAGAAGUUCUACAUCGAAUUUUAUUCAACAAACAGUUGAAUUAAGUAGACCAAAUAUUAUAUUAGAAGAAAAAACAAUGUAUCCAUUUAGUUUUAGUGGAAUUGAUAAAAAAUAUGAUUCAUAUUCAGGAAAGAAUGUAAGAUUAAGAUAUUAUUUAAGAGUAUCAGUUAAUAAAAAGUAUUCAUCUGGUUUAUCUAAAGAACAAGAAAUUUGGGUUAUUAAUUAUCAAGAUGAACCUACUAAAAAUGAUCCAAUUUUAAUGGAUGUUGGUGUAGAAAAAUGUGUAAGUAUUGAAUUUAAAUAUGCUAAAUCAUAUUAUAAUUUAACUGAUGUUGUAUUAGGUCAAGUUUACUUUAAAGUUGUAAGAUUACCUUUGGCUAGUAUGGAACUUCAAAUACAAAGAAAAGAAACUACUGGAUUUCCACCAAAUCAAACGGUUGAUACUGAAGUUCUUUCUCGUUAUGAACUUAUGGAUGGUGCACCAGUUAAAGGAGAAUCAAUGCCAAUUAGAGUAUUUUUAGCUAAUUUAGACUUAACCCCAUCAUAUCAUAAUGUUAAUAAUAUGUUUAGUGUUACUUAUCAUUUACAUUUAGUAUUAAUCGAAGAAGAUGGAAAACGUUAUUUCAAACAAUGUGAAUUUAAAUUAUGGAGAAAACAACCUCAACCAAUUAAAACAUCACCUAAUGCUCCUAUUAGUGUUAAUACUGAUUGUUUAGCUGGUUCUCAAGAAACCCCUUACAAAGGAUCUGACAUUAAUAAACCAUUACCAGAAGUUCAAUCUCAACAAUCUAUUCAAGAAGAACCAAAAGAAGAAAUUAAAGAACCUGUUAUUGAACAACCACAACAAUCUAUUCAAGAAGAAUCAAAAGAAGAAAAGAAAGAAGAAGAACCAAAAGAAGAAAAGAAAGAAGAACCAAAAGCAAUUGACAUUUCUUCAUUUAUUCAAGACGAUAAACAAGAUGAUGACAACUUAUUUUAA